CUGGCGUUCCGUAUUCUUGUCAAACCUAAACCGAGUUUCUAAACGAACACGCAGUGAGAUGAGGCGAGCAACAUCCCCAAACGAUAUUCUGCUGUUUGUUUUCCAUCAUGCCGACACAGAUAAAGAAACUAACCUGUCCGGGAGUUGAAUACGCACAUUUUUUUUUUAUACCCGAUAGUAAUGUGGUGACCCGCAGUUCCUCUCGUGGACGUCUGUGAAAGAAAGAGCAAUUUGCACAUGUCAAAGCAGGUUGUUUGAUGCGCACGGGAUCAGUGGAGAAGUUGGGAACCGGCGGAGCUCGUUAACUUGUUGCGCGGUGAUGCGAGUGUCUUCUUGCGGAAUAGUGAAUUGUGAGCCCAUUAUUCUACAUGCCAUUUCUCUUCAUUUCGCAUCUUGACUUGAAGCUGGGUUAGGAUGGACGGCAAGAACUCAUCUAACGAAACGAGAUCUAUCCUCAACAUGAGGAACAGUAUGCACAAUUAAGUUCAAUUAGACCACCGGAGCUACCCAGGGGCGCAUAAGUUAGAUGCUCUUAUAUGCAUCCACUUAGUACACUUUUAUCUGAGUAAAAUUUUUCUGACUUCCUAACUAACCAACCCUGGACAUGUCGGAGUCUUAUGAGGACGGGUCGUGUAGGGACGGAGCUCCAGACUUCAUCCCUGCGAGAGCUACUCGCUCAGGCAGGCGGAGUGGAGUCACCGUGCCGCUGGUAGAGCGCGAUGAGGCGGCUAUCCUGGAGUCGGUGAAAACGGCACCGAGGAGGAGCAGCAUUAUUAAGGACCCCUCAGUGGCCAAGGUCAGUGGUGGGCGGAAGAAAACAGUCUCCUUCAGCAGUAUGCCAUCAGAAAAGAAGGUGAGCAGUGCGGCAGAUUGCCUCGCCUUCAUGCAGGGUGGCUGCGAGCUGAAGAAGGUGCGACCCAACUCGCGUAUCUACUCGCGAUUCUACACUCUGGACCCUGAACUGGCCUGCCUUCGUUGGGAACCCUCCAAAAAGGAUGCGGACCGAGCCCGACUUGACAUUUCUGCCAUUCGUGAAGUCCGGAUUGGAAAAAGCACAGAGACCUUCCUCCAUAACGGCCCAUCAGAUCAACUGGCUGAAGAAGCAGCAUUCUCCAUCAUUCACGGUGAUGAGUACCAGUCCUUGGACCUGGUCGCUCUAUCUGCUGAUGUGGCCAACAUCUGGGUGACAGGGUUGCGGUACCUGUUGUCCCACCCUGGUGCCAUUGGGGGAGGAAGUGGAGAUGAGGGGAGUGUUGGAAGCAAGAUGAGGCAGAAUUGGUUGGCGACUGAGUUUGCUCUGGUUGAUGAGGAUGGACAUGGAAUUGUUUCUGAAGACACCGCAGUGGCCACCAUUUGCAAACUGUGCCCUGGCAUUAAGGAAGCAAAGGUGCAGUUGCGCUUUAAAGAGAUUCAGAGAAGCAAAGAGAAGCUAACUUCUCAUGUGACAUUGGAGGAGUUCCAGGAGGCCUACUGCGAGUUGUGCACACGACCCGAUGUCUAUUUCCUGUUAGUGCAACUCUCUAAAGACCGAGAGUGCCUUGAUGCCCAGGACCUGCGUCUUUUCCUGGAGACUGAGCAGGGUCUGUCCUUGGCCACCACCGAAGGCUGCUUGGAGCUCCUUCGGCGUUUUGAGCCCUCUGCUGCUGGACUUGAGCGAGGUCUACUGGGCUUGGAUGGCUUCACCCGUUACCUACAGUCCACUGAGUGCCAGUUGUUGGACCCGGAGCACCAGAAUGUGUGCCAGGACAUGAAGUUGCCCCUGUCUCAUUACUAUAUCAGUGCCUCCUACCGCUCCUACCUGCUGGAUGAUCAAGUGCAUGGCUGGGCUGAUCUGGGGGGGCUCAUUCGAGCCCUGCAGGCUGGCUGUCGGUGUCUAGAGCUUGGAGUUACCGAUGGGCAAGAAGGAGAGCCACUAUUGGGUGUAGACCAUGGUACAGAUGGAAAGCAUCAUCAUCAUCACCAUCAUCAUCAUCACCACCACCAUCAUAACCACCAUCAUGGUUGUGUUACCCUACGCAGUGCCCUGGAAGUGGUCAACAAGUAUGCUUUUCUCACCUCCCAGUAUCCUCUACUGCUGUAUCUGUGCCAGCUUUGCUCGCCUUCCCAGCAGCGUACUCUUGCACAACACCUCAAGAAGGUAUUUGGACAGAAGCUCUAUACCCCUGACUCUCUGCCUGUAAGUCUUGGAGGUCGAGCCACCACUCUGCCCUCUCCAGAGCAACUGAAGGGUAGGAUACUUCUUGUUGGAAAGAAGCUGCCUCCAGAAGAGGAUGGCUCUGAAGGAGAGGUGUCCGAGGAAGAUGAAGAGAUAGGUGGUGGUGGUCCUCUGGCUGGCCGAAGGAUGACCAUCCCUGGGGAGGAAGAGCUGGGUGUGGUCCUUGUUGUCCCCCCACCCCCACAACCAAGACGUCUCCGCUUGCGCCGCGAAUUGUCCGAUCUGGUUGCAGUAUCUCGCACUGGAAGUCGCAGCUUUUAUGCUCACCGGGCAAGUACUCAGCAAUCCCAGCAGCAUUCUCCCCCCUCCACUCCCUCUACACCAGGCACGCCUAUGCCUCUAGAGCCCCCCUACUGGACCCUGUGCUCUCUUGGGGAAGGGGAGGCAGGCCGGCUGGCUAGCGAAUGCCCCGAAGAACUGGUGAGCUUUACCAAGCGCAAUCUUACCCGUGUGCGCCCCAGUUCAGUAAGGCUAGACUCUAGCAACCCAAACCCACUGGGAUACUGGAAAGGAGGUGUGCAACUGGUGGCGCUCAACCAGCAGACGCCAGGUGCCAUGAUAGAUUUGACCCGUGGUCGGUUUUUGCAGAAUGGUGGGUGUGGGUACGUACUGCGUCCAGCAGUAAUGCGAGAGGAGGUUUCCUACUUCAGUGCCCAGUCGCAAGGCUGUGUGCCUGGUGUACCACCGCAAAUACUCAGGGUGAAGGUCAUCAGUGGCCAUAGCCUACCCAAACCACAGGGCUCUGGUGCCAAAGGUGAGGUCAUUGACCCUUAUGUGGUGCUGGAGCUGCAUGGUGUACCAGCAGACUGUGCUGAGCAGAGAACUCGCACUGCUGCCCAGAACCAGGAUAACCCGCUGUUUGAUGAGACCUUUGAGUUCCAGGUGAACAUGCCUGAGCUUGCCCUGCUACGUUUUGUAGUUCUGGAUGACGAUUAUAUUGGUGAUGACUUCAUUGGCCAGUACACCAUUGCCUUUGAGUGUCUUCAGCCUGGCUAUCGAAACGUGCCCCUGCUGGGCCUUUCUGGAGACCCUUUGCCUCAUGCCAGCCUGUUUGUACAUGUGGCCAUCACUAACCGCAGAGGUGGGGGUAAGGCCCAGAGACGGGGUCUGUCUGUAAGGAGAGGAGUGCGGCGUGGGCGAGAGUAUGUCACCCUGCGAAACACGGGCAUCAAAGUGCUGGAUGACACUUUCCGCUCUUCCAGCACACCUCUGCGAGAGGCUACAGACCUGCGAGAGGAUGCGCUGAGCGCUACAGUGGCUUUCAAAGAGCAGUGUGGACUCCCCCCAGUGGCUACAUUAAAGCAGUGCAUCCAGAGCUUAGCCACGAGGUUGCAGAGUCCAGAUGGGCCCCCAGGGGCCAUGCUCACUCUGAAGGAUGGUUACCCAUGCUUGGAACUCAUGGGCAACUUAACUGAUGUUACUCGUAAACUGCUAACUGGUUAUGACACUAUGAUUUCGGCCAACAAGCAGCUCAUUGAGAAUGCAGAUGGAGUGCAGGAGCGAAUCGCACAAGUGCAAAAGGAAGGUAUGAUGUUUCAUGAAGACCUACCCAGGUUAGGGGAGAAGGAAAAUUUGAAAGGCCGUAAACAGAGUAAAGCUUUGGAAAGUUUCACUUGGAACAUCACUGUGCUGAAGGGUCAGUGUGAUCUCCUACGCAGUGCUAAGGUAGAUGCUUUGGAUACUUUGAGACAGCUGGUACUGGCUGGGGAGGCGUGUGGCCUGACCUUGACCUCUGAUGGUCAGUACACCCCUCAUUGCCUGUCCUCCAGACAUGGCAGUAACCAUGGCAACGGUCGCAUCUGAGCCCCAGAGACACGCAGAGGGAUUCAGAGAAUAUAGUAAUAGAUGAAUGAAUGGAUGAAGGAAUAGAUGGAUGUCUAGAUGGAUUGUUGGACAGACAGAUUGGCAGGUCUACAGGUUUCUCAGAUGGACAGACAUAUAGGGAUAUUCGCCCUUUGCUUAGUGCAGUGGAAGAGGUGCUUGAUUUGUAGCACAGCAGUGGCCAAUAGAUGGGAUAUGAGGACAAAAUAAGAAAUGUUCUGAUCAAGACAUACUGAAUAAAGGACGUAAGAGGAAAUUCCUCAGCAAUACAAAAUGACUCGGCAACUCAAACCAACAUAGAUUGUCACUGGAAUAAAUAACAUUCCUGUAAUAUUUAAGAGGACAGGACUUUAGUAGAAAACUCCUUGUAAUUCGCAAGCUAAACAGAGACACAUUCUUUCAUGUUGACCUUUUUACACAUUCUCCUAACAUUUUAGAUACAUUUAUGAAUAGAAACUUAAACUGAUGCAGACUAGAUUUUGUCAUUCCCCAAAAGUUCAUGACCAAAUGUGUGAGGGUUUUAUUUUUUUUUUACUCAUGUUAGCACAAACACAUGUCAGAAACUCCACUUUCAAGGGUUCUACUGAGGGAGUGACAUGAGUCUGCACUGACUUCCUCUGUUUUGUCACUCAAACUGAUUGACAGGUGAUGCCCACCAGCAGGACAACAGCGCUUACCGCAGCCCUGUACAGCCCAGUGUGAAUGGGAUAUCUCUAGUGCCUCUCCAUUGCAGGGAACCAUAUCCUCAUUUUCCACAUUCAUGUACCUUCAGGGAAGUGACAUAGAUUGUAUUUGGCUUAUUAAGAAUGCAGAAUGAACAUAAGAAGGCUUUGUUUGAACACUGCUCAGCACUCGCUCACAGUGUUAACUGAGCCUGUUGCUCACAUGCUCAAUGGGAUGACCAGGACUGAUGACACCAAACAUUCCUGUAAUCCAUGCAGAAGGCUUUCGUGUGUGUACUGUAAUCUGCACACAGACCUGGGAUUGUUCGAGGAACAAAUGUUAAACACACAAUUUAAAUAACUGUUUGGAUCAAAAGUGGCUUUAUUUCCAUCAUGGAUUCCUUGACUUCUGAAUCCACUGGCCUGGUCUUUGCCACCUUUUUUGUCAUGGAGACAAAAAUGCUUAUUAAAGUAACAUGGCAAGAAUUACUGCCAAUUCUCUGAUCAAAAACUAACUGUAAAAAAAAUAAAAUAAAAUGCUUUAAGCACUGAGAGGACUAAAAUGGAUGAAAAAUCUGAAGUAAAAAACUUACAUCAUACAACAUUCAUUGUGUAAUACUCAACAGUGUUGUGAUAGACAAGGAAAUAUUUGCCAGUUUUUUGUCUACUGCUGUUAAAGACACUUACAGUACAAACGUUUUUUCCCCCUCUUUUUUCCCGACAUGGUAACAGAGUAACAGAGAUUAGAUAUGUGACUUUUGAAACUGUAUACUGUGUGUGUGUGUGUGUGUGUAUAUAUAUAUAUAUAUAUAUAUAUAUAUAUAUAUAUAUAUAUAUAUAUAUAUAUAUAUAUACCACAAUAUAUACUGUG
Molecule: messenger RNA, 5569 nt
Organism: Myxocyprinus asiaticus (Chinese sucker)
Lineage: Eukaryota; Metazoa; Chordata; Actinopteri; Cypriniformes; Catostomidae
Product: inactive phospholipase C-like protein 1
Exons: 8
Coding region: 605-4018 (1137 amino acids)
Biological process (GO): intracellular signal transduction; lipid metabolic process
Molecular function (GO): phosphatidylinositol-4,5-bisphosphate phospholipase C activity
Source: RefSeq, a predicted model, not a curated record